AUGGAAACCAUCAUGCAAAAACUCAUUGGCUAUCUCCGGAUGAUGAAGACCUCCUUAGCCAACCUCCAACAAACAUACACAACAGUCAACACAGACAUGCAAACACUAUUACACGACGUUCCAGAAGAACUGCCAUACAAGGAGCUCACAGUCGCUACCCACGUCAUUGCCGACCUUGACAACAUAACCGUGCUAAUGCUCGAUAUGUUCGGGAUGAUGCAGGAAAACAUUUCGGAAGCAAUCGAUGUGUGUAACAAAAUCCCGCACAACCAUCAGACACCGUGA
Molecule: messenger RNA, 285 nt
Organism: Lactuca saligna
Lineage: Eukaryota; Viridiplantae; Streptophyta; Magnoliopsida; Asterales; Asteraceae
Source: the annotation of a GenBank genome assembly